Messenger RNA from Plasmodium malariae, 783 nucleotides. RefSeq names its product gamete antigen 27/25, putative. The record is from RefSeq and is a predicted model, not a curated record. The transcript has a single exon. The coding region runs from base 1 to 783 and encodes 260 amino acids. NCBI's taxonomy places the organism in Eukaryota, Apicomplexa, Aconoidasida, Haemosporida, Plasmodiidae.
AUGAAUAUAUAUAUCUUUUUACAAAUUCAAAUUUUCGUCAUAUGCGUACUUAUUAAGUGCGCUUCAGGAAGUAUAUAUUUAGGUGAGUCUAUCAGAAGCAGUUUAGGUUCCGAAGAAGUUAAUUAUGAAUACAAUUAUGAGCAUUAUAAGAAUGGUCCCGUCCGAGAAGAAAUUAAGAAAUGGCUAGAUGUAGAGUUUCAUGCAUCUACUGAUGUGCUAUAUUACUUAUUGCGUAUUAGUAAACAUAAAUGGAAUAUUUUUUAUGAUAUAUUGUUUACGAGCCAUAUUACAAAUGCAGUUCGUAAAUUUGAAGAGAUGUAUUCAUUUAGGUUUAUUGAUGAAAAUGCUAGACAGAGUUGUGUUAGUAGAAUAAAGGGACGUCUUCUUUACUUUCUACGUCAGGAUUAUAUAACAGAAGAAUAUUGUAAACAAAUACAGAAAUAUUUUUGGAUAGAGGAAAGAUUAGAAGAGGAAAUGUCAGUUAAGGUGGAUAAGGCAAAAACUAUUCCAGAAAAAAAAAACGUUUGUAAUGAUUAUGAUGAAAUGAAAAGAGUUAUAAGUGUUUAUGAAAAAGGUACAGGUGUGAAAUUAACAGAUGAUAUAAUUCAUUUUACUCUAAGUUUAGCUAGAGGAUUCCUUCUAGAUUUACUAAAAGCAGAAGGAACUGUUGUACCUUCUACAGAUUUACUAAUGAAUCGAGAUGAUGAUACGUCUCCAGAAAAAGUAGAUUCAGAUUUUAAUUUUAAUCGCGAAUUCGAUUUCGAUGAUUUUUAUAGAGUUUAA